Messenger RNA from Heteronotia binoei (common prickly gecko), 875 nucleotides. RefSeq names its product C-type lectin domain family 2 member B-like. The record is from RefSeq and is a predicted model, not a curated record. NCBI's taxonomy places the organism in Eukaryota, Metazoa, Chordata, Lepidosauria, Squamata, Gekkonidae. Bases 63 to 779 code for a protein of 238 amino acids. The transcript has 8 exons.
CCCUCCCUUUUUUCUUUCGUUUUCACAGCAAGUAGAGUUCUCCAAUCUGGACGGCAACAGAUAUGUCCGAGAGAACAGAAGUGAGAAGUGACUGCAACUGGGAGCACUGGAUUGGGGGAAACCUUGUAAAUGGACAUACCGUUAAUGCUUCAGGGCAAGAGACGCUGUUCUCCGAGGAACGUCCAGUGAUACUCGGAGACAUUUGUGAAAGCAAACCAGAAGAAAACAAGCAGACACAGUCAGGACUUCUUCAGCGCUGCAGAUGGUGUUUUGGUAAUAGCAGUAAAUGGAAGCGCAGCACAAUCGUACUCUCGGUCCUCCUGGGGAUCUCAGUCACAAUCAAUAUUGGGCUGUGGGCAAAGCUGCGUCAGAUGCCCGCUGCCCCCAGCCCACCGGAUGCCUCAUCGGACGCCAGUCCCUGCCCCCAGCGCUGGCUUAUGAAUGGAGGACGGUGCUACUUCUUCUCUGAUACUGAGGCAACCUGGAACGACAGCCGGAUCAAUUGCUCUUCCCAGGGAGGUUCCCUGCUUGCCAUGGAGACUCUGCAGGAGUGGGAUUUUGUAAGUCAGUCUAAAAGACCAAGGUAUUAUUGGAUUGGUCUCCAGAGGACAGAAGUGGGAGAAUUUUGGAAAUGGGCAAAUGGGUCCGUCUUCAACAACUGGUUUUCAGUUGGAGGCGAAGGACUUUGCGCUUACCUGAACAAAGAUACGAUCAGUUCGACAUGGUGUGACAAUCAUCGAUACUGGAUCUGUAGCAAGCAUCUACAUGGGAACCCGUGACGGACAUACUAAGUCUGGGUGCAGGAUUCCAUCCUCUGCAAACCGCCCUGAGUCCGUUUGGAAUGGGCAAGAUAGAAAUAGAAAGUAAAUAAGAAA